AUGUCGGGUACGAGCAAGGGGAAGGGAGCGGAAGUUUAUCCGGAUGAGUGGCGUCUGAAUGCACUUAUCUGGUGCAACAUUUGCGAACAGGUUAAUUUGGAUCGGGGAUCAUUGUGUUGUGCGCGUGUUGAUCCAUCCACUGCACGUGGCUGUUACAACAGCAAAAUGUGCCGAAUGCUGCCAGUUGUGACUUGCACAUGGCUGGUUGAAGACGAAUUUGGCGACAGCGCAGCUGCUGCUGGCUUCGAUGUUUUCCAGGUGUCCCGGUUGAAAAAUGAGUGA
Molecule: messenger RNA, 282 nt
Organism: Gongylonema pulchrum
Lineage: Eukaryota; Metazoa; Nematoda; Chromadorea; Rhabditida; Gongylonematidae
Source: the annotation of a GenBank genome assembly